AAUAUUAAAAACAACUCGACUGCGACUUCUAACAAAGUCGGAAAAUACGCCUUUCUCUCCUACUCCAACGGGAGUCACGGUUCCCAACAAUAAAACGACCUCCUCCCCUGUGUUGGAAUAUAUUCAAGGGGCCCUUAUUCACAUUCUCGAGUGAUUGGGCUCAUGAUUUCUUUGACCUAAAGCACCUACUUAACUACAUACACCUAGGAGAACAUUGUUUUAGGUCGCAUAUUUCCAACUUGUUAUCAUUAUGAUGGGGCAAGCGCCGAGUACAGCUUUAUCAGACUGUCUCAACGCCGUCUGCAACAGCCGAGACAGUUGUGUUGCCUAUUCCGACAAUCCUCUUUAUCAGAUUUCAUGGGUCAAUCGAUACAAUCUCGAUAUUCCGGUGGAGCCCAUCGCUGUGACGAGGCCGGACAAUUCUCAAGAUGUUUCCGACUUUAUCAAAUGCGCCGUGGCCAACAACGUCAAGGUCCAGCCUAAAUCCGGCGGUCACUCUUACGCAAACUAUGGUGUGGGCGGCACAGAUGGCGAACUUGUCAUCGAUCUAGUGAAUCUCCAAAACUUCACCAUGGACAACAACACGUGGCAAGCUACGAUCGGCGGAGGUACCAGGCUCAGUGACGUAACGAGUAGACUUCACGACAAUGGUAAACGAGCAAUCGCGCAUGGAACCUGCCCUGGAGUUGGUAUUGGCGGCCACGCGACUAUUGGAGGACUUGGUCCGUCCAGUCGCAUGUGGGGUUCUUGUCUCGACCACGUCGUUGAGGUAGAAGUUGUUACCGCGGAUGGUACUAUUCAGCGAGUCAGCGAAACUGAGAAUAGUGACCUUUUCUUCGCAUUGAAGGGUGCUGGUGCAGGCUUUGGUGUCAUCACUGAGUUCGUCGUCAAGACACACCCAGAACCCGGUGAUGUCGUCCAAUACUCAUACUCGUUAUCUCUUGGCAAGCACACCGACAUGAUCGAUGUUUUCCAGAAAUGGCAGGCUUUGAUUGCGGAUCCUAACCUAGACCGACGAUUUGGUACCGAAUUUGUUCUGCACGAACUUGGGGUUAUUAUCACCGCUACCUUCUAUGGCACCCAAGAAGAAUGGGAAGCUACUGGUAUCCCCGACAAGAUCCCAACUGGGAACGUUUCUGUGGUUAUCGAUGAUUGGCUCGCCGUUAUUGCGCAACAGGCCGAGGACGCUGCUUUAUGGCUUUCGGAAACUCGCAGUGCCUUUACAGCUAGAAGCUUGGCUUUCCGCGCCGACGAGGUCCUUUCCCAGAACACGACUACGCAACUCAUGCAAUUCAUUGACGGUGCUGACCGAGGCACUCUUAUCUGGUUCCUGAUCUUCGACGCCAGUGGUGGCGCCAUUAGCGACAUCCCCAUGAACGCCACGGCGUAUUCGCACCGAGACAAAGUCAUGUUCUGCCAGGGGUACGGCAUCGGUAUCCCGACUCUAACCCAGGCGACCAAGGACUUUAUCAACGGCAUCAUCGACACGAUCCAAGGUAAUACCGUGGAGACUUUGACAACUUAUCCUGGAUACGUCGACCCGAACCUAACGGAUCCCCAAGUUUCGUACUGGGGCCCCAAUCUAAACACCCUAGGCCAGGUUAAGACGAAGUGGGAUCCUAAUGACGUGUUCCACAACCCGCAGAGCGUGAGGCCGGCGGAAACUGAGUAGCAAUCAAUGGCCCAUAGGAGAUUUUGUUUGAUACCCCCCCUUCUCUGUAAUUAAUUCGAUAGUAAAUACUUAGCAAGAAUAAUUUGUGCUCAUUGAAUGCGCGUUACUCUCGUCUUCGUGCAUGUUUGCGUCUGUUUUUCUUCUCUUUUUUUCAUUUGAUUGUUUCUGCAUGUUAUAUCGUUUUCCUUGGAUGCGCCAGGGCGUCUAAGCAAACUCCCUAUUCAGGGCUUGGCAUCGCUUCGCUUGGGGGUGACGCUUCACCUAUCGGUGGGGUUCCGGCGUCCAUGUGGUUGGUACCUAAUCCCUAAGCUGCAGCGCUUAUGUUUCCUUCGGGGAGUUGUUAGGUAGGGCGAGAGCUGAACAUGAACAUGGGACGACCUAGCAGCCUUGAUGCUCCCUAAAAG
This is a messenger RNA of Hypoxylon trugodes, 2076 nucleotides long. Its product is annotated as Glucooligosaccharide oxidase. The record is from RefSeq and is a predicted model, not a curated record. Lineage: Eukaryota; Fungi; Ascomycota; Sordariomycetes; Xylariales; Hypoxylaceae. Gene Ontology annotation, molecular function: oxidoreductase activity; FAD binding. The transcript has 4 exons. Bases 251 to 1672 code for a protein of 473 amino acids.